Molecule: messenger RNA, 210 nt
Organism: Colletotrichum orchidophilum
Lineage: Eukaryota; Fungi; Ascomycota; Sordariomycetes; Glomerellales; Glomerellaceae
Exons: 2
Source: RefSeq, a predicted model, not a curated record
CGCUUAAUUAUCUAUAUAUAUACUUUAAACAAUAAAAACCUAUUCUUAAUUAUUAAACUAUUUCGUACAAAGCUUUUUAUAAUAAUUAAAAGUUAUAAUAACCUUUACUUAACGUUAUAUAAAGUUCUUUACUUAUUGCGGUUUAAUAUACGUUAUAUCGUAUUUAGUAAAAAAGUAAUCGGCUAUAUUUUAUACGUUAUUAAAUUAUAA